Messenger RNA from Mycotypha africana, 665 nucleotides. RefSeq lists its product as uncharacterized. The transcript is spliced from 3 exons. The coding region runs from base 92 to 289 and encodes 65 amino acids. Lineage: Eukaryota; Fungi; Mucoromycota; Mucoromycetes; Mucorales; Mycotyphaceae. The record is from RefSeq and is a predicted model, not a curated record.
ACCUUCCAUACGGCGUUUCUUCAUUCCAACAACUCAUUCCUCCAUCAUUCCUAGCAUUUAUUUCAAAGAACUCAUACUGUAGUAUACAAUAAUGACCCGUGGCAACCAAAGAGAACAAGCUCGUGCAAAGAACUUGAAAAAACAACAAGAAAAGAACAAAGGAAAAUCCAAUUUGAAUGGACAAACAUUGACAAAAAAGAAAGAAAGUGAUGCUGCGAUCAUGCGUGCUAAGCAAGAAGCUGCUGCAGCAAAGAAGGCUGCUGAAGCAGCUGCUGGAGCGAAGAAAUAAUACCAAUUCUAUGUUUGUAGAUGAAUUACUACCUAUGGUUAGAAGUUGAUAAUAAAAAAUGCCAGUCCGUUUGCUGUUGUUGUGUAUAAGUGUCUGUAUUUAUACUAUAUGUAUAUACAUAUUUGAAUUCAUCAGUAGGAUUUCAUCUUAUACGCUCAGCACAUUUGGAACUUGAUUUAGUAGAAAGGAAAAUGAGGUUAUAAAAGGCAUUUCAGGACACACCAUCAGGCAACUGCCUAUCGAGUUUUUCUUGAUCUCUGAAAAUUAAUCUCCGCUCGAGCUCAAUUUUACUGUGUUUGGCACGUUUUUUUUCUUUCUCUUUUAAACAAGAACGUCCUUGCUCUCUUCUCGCCUCUUCUCUUUUUUUUUUUUUUUU